Molecule: messenger RNA, 2472 nt
Organism: Salmo salar (Atlantic salmon)
Lineage: Eukaryota; Metazoa; Chordata; Actinopteri; Salmoniformes; Salmonidae
Gene: otud7a
Product: OTU deubiquitinase 7A
Biological process (GO): protein K48-linked deubiquitination; protein deubiquitination involved in ubiquitin-dependent protein catabolic process; protein K11-linked deubiquitination
Cellular component (GO): nucleus; cytoplasm
Molecular function (GO): DNA binding; K63-linked polyubiquitin modification-dependent protein binding; cysteine-type deubiquitinase activity
Source: RefSeq, a predicted model, not a curated record
UGGAGAGAGAGAGAGAGACAGAGAGGGAGAGAGAGAGAGGCAAGGGAAAUAGUCAAUGGCAUUAAAGGAGGGGUGGACGCUGUUGAUCCUUGACGUCAUGCUGUGGAACGGAACGGUGGGAGUGACUUUAGUGCUGCAGCAGCAGGCGGAGAGAGAGACAGAAUGACGGGAGGAGGAUGAGAGGAGCACAGACAGACAGUCUGGCGGGCAUGUUUAUCACACAGGGAAAAUAAAACACGAAACACACAGAGAUACAAGGGACCAGUGAGGAUUAAACAAAUAAUGACGGGAGACAGUGACUAAACACACGGAACGAGUUUCCCUCCAUCAUUUCUACCAGUGAAACGAUGGACUAAAGAGCAGAGCCAUUGUGUGUGAUGUCAGACACAAGCAUGCCUCAGAAAGGGCAUCUAACAACCCCACUGUGAUCAGAUAGAAAUGACAGUGUGAAGGCUGGCGUCGACUAAGGUGACCACUGCGGCCUGGGCAGCCCAUCCACAUGACCACAUGACUCUGGACAUGGACGCCGUCCUGUCGGACUUCAUCAGGUCCACUGGGGCGGAGCCUGGGCUGGCCAGAGAUCUGCUGGAAGGUAAGAACUGGGACCUGAGCUCUGCUCUCAGUGACUAUGAGCAGCUAAGACAAGUACACACUGUCAACCUGCCCACUGUCUUCAACGAGGGCCGUUACUACCGGCAACCGGACCACGACACCCCCCAGCACCUCAGCAAGGUGGAGCGGCCCGGUGUCCAGAGACAGGAGGACAACAUGCAAGAGAAGCGCCUGUCUCGGGGCAUCUCCCAUGCCAGCUCUGCCAUCGUGUCGUUGGCACGGUUCCACGUGGCCAGUGAGUGUAGCAGUGAGCAGUUCCCCCUGGAGAUGCCCAUCUACACCUUCCAGCUGCCUGACCUCAGCGUCUACAGUGAAGACUUCAGGACCUUCAUAGAGAGGGACCUCAUCGAACAGUCUACGAUGAUGGCCCUGGAACAGGCUGGUCGUCUGAACUGGUGGGCCACUAUGUGUACCAGUUGUAAGCGUCUUCUUCCUCUGGCCACCACGGGGGACGGCAACUGUCUGCUACAUGCUGCUUCUUUAGGGAUGUGGGGCUUCCACGACAGAGACCUGGUGCUGAGGAAGUCUCUGUAUGGCAUGAUGAAGAGUGGAGCGGAGAGAGAGGCUCUGAAGAGGAGGUGGAGGUGGCAGCAGACACAACAGAACAAAGAGUCAGGGCUGGUGUACACGGAGGAGGAAUGGGAGAGAGAAUGGAACGAGCUGCUGAAAUUAGCUUCUAGUGAACCACGUACACACAGCAGCAAGAACAACAACAAUACUGGAGGGGUGGAUAACUCAGAGGACCCUGUGUAUGAGAGUCUGGAGGAGUUCCAUGUGUUUGUCCUGGCUCACGUGCUGCGUCGACCCAUCAUAGUGGUGGCUGACACCAUGCUACGGGACUCAGGGGGAGAGGCAUUUGCCCCCAUCCCGUUCGGAGGGCUCUACCUGCCCCUGGAGGUGCCUCCUAACCUGUGCCACUGCUCUCCCCUGGUCCUAGCUUACGACCAGGCACACUUCUCUGCCCUGGUGUCCAUGGAGCAGAAGGACCAACACCAAGAACAAGCUGUGAUCCCGCUGACUGACUCAGAACACAAGCUGCUAUCUCUCCACUUCGCUACGGACCCUGGGAAGGACUGGGAGUGGGGCCGGGACGACAACGACAACAUCAAGCUAGCCAAUUUAAUUCUGUCUCUGGAAGCCAAACUGAACCUGCUGCACAACUACAUGAACGUAACAUGGAUCAGGAUACCAUCUGAAACCAGGGCUCCCCUGGCCCAGCCAGAGUCUCCCACGGCGUCCCAUGGCGGCGAUGACGUCCAGUCUCUAGCCGACUCCAUGGACUCCGACCGUGACUCCGUCUGCAGCAACUCCAACGUCAACAACGGCAAGGUCUCCACGAAGGACAAGGACAAGGAUCCCAAGGAGAAGACAGAGAGGCAGCAACAGCGUAAAGACAAGGACAAGACCAGGACGGACUCUGUGGCCAACAAGCUAGGCAGCUUCAGCAAAACUCUGGGUAUCAAGCUGAAGAAGAACAUGGGAGGUCUGGGAGGGCUGGUCCACGGAAAGAUCAACCGCUCCAACUCUGGAGGCAACGGCCGGAACAACGGAGGAGUGGGGGGCAACGGAGGAGGGGGGGGCGGCAACGGAGGAGGGACAGAGAAUAAUGUCGAAAAGAAGAAGGAGAAAAAGGAGGGGAAAGCACGGAAGGAUGGAGGAGGAGGAGAGAAGGAAGGCCAGUCUGCGAGUACGUCAUUCUGCUCGGACAAGACCACCAGCCCGUCUCCCACCGAGCGUCCCCCAGGCAUGCCCUCUCCUCCCGGGGGAACGGGACAGGGACAGGGGGGGGUCUCCUGGCCAGGCUGGUGGGGGAUAAGGCCCUGUCGGAGCACUGGAAGUACAGCACAGACGUCAAGCUGA